AUGGAAAUCGUUGAAGGAAUAUCCCUAUACGACGAUAUAAAGAAACAUGCUUAACAACACUACCAAGAGCAAGAAAUUCGAGAAAUAAUGAGAAUGCUAAUUGAUGGAGUAUGCUAUUGUAAUAAUAAGAACAUCAUGCACCGAGAUAUAAAGCCUGAAAAUCUUUUAUUUGGUAAAAAAGGUAACUAAAACGUUCUAAAAAUAGUUGAUUUUGGUCUAGCUACAUACGCAGAUGAAAUCCCUUAUAUUUUCCCAAAAUGCGGAACGCCAGGUUUCGUGGCUCCUGAAAUAGCGAAUUUAAUAGAUAAAGCUUAAGAAAAAGAUCCUUUAAAACGUACUAAUGCUCAAUAAGCUCUCCUACAUUCAUAUUUUACUUAAGCUCAUGGUAUAGUAAGAGCAAAUUCGAGUGAUAAUAUAACCAGAAUGAGUUUAGAAGAUUUAGAAAAUAUACCGAAUAUUAGAGAAAAAUAACAAUCUAUGUUUACAAAACCGCCUAGAAUUCCUUAUUUAACAAGAGAAUAAGGAGAUACAGAGGAUAAUCUGAAUUCGUUUUUAAAAGAAAAGUUAGAGAAUCAAUAUAGGAAGAACAUGAUGAAGAAGAUGAAAACUAAAAAUAAUGUUAGGAAUAAUAAAAAAUAUAUUAAUUAUAAUAAUAAAGCGAAGAUUUGA
Molecule: messenger RNA, 669 nt
Organism: Ichthyophthirius multifiliis
Lineage: Eukaryota; Ciliophora; Oligohymenophorea; Hymenostomatida
Product: protein kinase domain protein
Exons: 3
Biological process (GO): protein phosphorylation
Molecular function (GO): ATP binding; protein kinase activity
Source: RefSeq, a predicted model, not a curated record